Rubroshorea leprosula is the source of this 1361-nucleotide messenger RNA. The record is from the annotation of a GenBank genome assembly. Lineage: Eukaryota; Viridiplantae; Streptophyta; Magnoliopsida; Malvales; Dipterocarpaceae.
GCUUUGUAUUUGCAGUUUCAUAUGUUUGUUUCUUUUAUUAGAAAUUUAUAUCUAACUUCUAUUUCUUAAAUGAACAUUCGGGUCUCUUAAACUUGUUGUUGCACCAGGCCGGACUGCAUCUCCUGGUUCUGGUGAACUGCCAGUGUAUACUUUCUGAAAUUCUGUAGAUGUAUGUGACUAUUCACUUUUUUGGCCAAAAGUAUCCAACUUUUCAUGGAAUGAUAAAAAAGACCAGACAAGGGAAGGAAUUAUCCAUCCUUACUAGGUCCUGUUUGAACCCAUUAAGUGAGGACAAUGGUGCCGCUGGGGCUCUUCUUAGAAGGUUGCACCUUUACAAUAUUGAAAGAAUGGAUAAUACAUCACUUUGUGUGGCAUUAUCAGCCUGCCCAAAUCUACUUGAUUUGAAGAUUGUGGGCCUGUAAGUUUCUCUGAGCUGGCUUUUUGUUUUUGUUCUUUUUGGUUUGAUUGAGAUGUCAGGACAGAGCUCAUUACUGCUGAUGAAUGAUGUAAUCCAUAAUACAAGUUGCUUCUCAAUAUGGAAAGACAUAUAUGGACUCAUAGACAUAACAUACACAUGUUUUGUAAAUUGCACCAGCUGAGAGUAUAGCAUUCUCAAGCUAAAUUAACGGUUUGAAGGUUUCUUUUUACUGAAUUAUCAAAUUUUCUGAUUCUUCUUCUGGCUUGCUUGGCAAUUGUCCGGUUGUCAAUGAUAAUGUUAAUUUGCAGCAUUGUCAUCCCUUUUCUGUUUUCCUUUUACUUCUUGAAAUUGGAAGGAUAUUAUUGUGGAUACAAUACAUUUUUCUCUUUAUGGAUUUUGAAUUAACAACCUUAUAGUUUGAGAUUCUAAGCAACAUCCUCACCCCCAACCCCCAUCCUUCUUUUUUCCUGGGGGCAGUCAUGUUGAAUUGGGGCCAACUUUGAUGUCUGUGAUUGCGAGUUGUCACUUGAUAGAGCAUUUGUUCUUUGAGUCUUCCAAAAAAGUUGUGGCAUCUUCUUCAUGGGUAUUUCUCCUUUAAUAUUCUAAGAUAUUCUUCUCACUAUUUAAUGUCUAAAGCAGGGAGAGAUGAUAGCUUGAAAUCCCGAACCUGUGUUGAUUUAGUGAACAAUUUGUCCAAAUCUUACUUCAUUGUCGCUUAGAGGUUUUAAGCUGCAUGACUAUAAAGUUCAAAUACUAGUUAAGGUUUGUGUCUGAGCUAUUGGGAUACAAUUAUUUUGUUAAAAUUCCUUGACUUGUUAAGUAUCUCUUUAUUGUGAAAAUUUUUUAUCAGAGUUCAUGUCUAGAACCUGUAUGCCAAUUUUAUUUAAAAUCUAAUUGCUGCUUUGGAUGAUGCUUCUAAUUAUGGAUGUGUGUGUGUAUUGUC